Molecule: messenger RNA, 1164 nt
Organism: Saimiri boliviensis boliviensis (Bolivian squirrel monkey)
Lineage: Eukaryota; Metazoa; Chordata; Mammalia; Primates; Cebidae
Gene: LIPJ
Product: lipase family member J
Biological process (GO): lipid metabolic process
Molecular function (GO): hydrolase activity, acting on ester bonds
Source: RefSeq, a predicted model, not a curated record
AUGAAUAUUAGCCAAAUUAUUUCCUAUUGGGGCUACCCUGAUGAAGAAUAUGAUAUUGUAACUGAAGAUGGUUAUAUCCUUGGCCUUUAUAGAAUUCCUUAUGGGAAGACAAACAAUAAUAAAAAUCUAGUUCAGAGGGUUGUAUACUUGCAACAUGGUUUGCUUACAUCUGCCAGCAGCUGGAUUUCCAAUCUUCCCAACAAUAGUCUGGGCUUCAUUCUGGCAGAUGCUGGUUAUGAUGUGUGGAUGGGAAAUAGCAGAGGAAAUACCUGGUCCAGGAAACACUUGUACCUAGAAACAAAUUCCAAAGAAUUCUGGGCUUUCAGUUUUGAUGAGAUGGCAAAAUACGACCUUCCAGCUUCCAUUGAUUUCAUUGUGAAGAAAACCAGACAAGAGGAAAUAUUUUAUGUAGGCCAUUCACAGGGCACUACUAUUGGUUUCAUAACAUUUUCUACUAUACCAAAGAUAGCUGAAAGAAUCAAAAUAUUUUUUGCCUUAGCACCAGUUUUUUCCACAAAGUACUUAAAAAGUCCUUUAAUUAGAAUGACUUACAAAUGGAAGUCAAUAGUGAAGGUGUUUUCUGGCAACCAAGACUUCUUAUCUAAAACCUCAUUUAAACAUUUUGUUGGUUCAAAGCUGUGUCCACUACAGAUUUUUGAUAAGAUUUGCCUCAAUAUCCUGUUUAUGAUGUUUGGAUAUGACCAAAAAAACUUAAAUAUGAGUCGUUUGGAUGUAUACUUUUCACACAACCCAGCAGGAACAUCUGUUCAAAAUAUGCUCCAUUGGAGUCAGCUUUUAAAUUCUACUCAUUUGAAAGCUUAUGACUGGGGCAGUACUGAUCUGAACUUGCUUCAUUAUAAUCAGACAACAUCUCCAUUAUACAAUGUGACAAACAUGAAUGUAGCAACCGCAAUUUGGAAUGGCGAAAGGGACUUAUUGGCAGACCCCGAAGACGUUAAAAUUCUACAUUCUGAAAUCACAAACUGCAUUUAUCAUAAAACUAUUUCUUACUACAAUCAUAUAGACUUUUUGUUUGGAUUAGAUGUCUAUGAUAAAGUUUACCAUGAAAUCAUUGAUAUUAUCCAAGACAAUCUAUAAAGAACCACGGCACUGUGUGUUUAAAGAUCUGUAUCAUUCCUACUAAAAUCCAAUUCUUAUAUUUUU